Molecule: messenger RNA, 1001 nt
Organism: Ochlerotatus camptorhynchus
Lineage: Eukaryota; Metazoa; Arthropoda; Insecta; Diptera; Culicidae
Exons: 3
Coding region: 20-799 (259 amino acids)
Source: RefSeq, a predicted model, not a curated record
AAUCGAUCAUAUCCAAAGAAUGGAUACUACUUGGGAAAAUCUAUUAGAUCAAGCUACUGACAUUGGAAAUUCGGUAAAUGUCGGAACACCUCAUGGUUCUUCUAACAACCCAUCGAUCGUGUCGGUUUUAUCGCAUGAUCAUGUUCAGUGCACCUUUCGGCCUUGGACGAUGAUCGCCUUGUUCAGUCUGCAUUGGAUCGCAUCCUGGGUGCUCUUCACCGUCGGGGUUGUUAUGAUCUUGAAACCCUUGAGCGCCGAUAGCCCUUGCCAGGUCUUCUACGUGUUGGUAUACCUCCGGGCUGGUUUCUGGUUCGGAACGUACAUGCUCAACGAGAAAAUUAAAGAUCCCUGUAGAAAGUUGAUCGAUAACAACUACCUACUGUAUCGGAACAUGACUUCCUACCGGAAGGCCCCUCUGCAGAUCGUUUCCUUCUGGAACACGGCGCUGAUCGCGGUCAACGGCUACGCUAAAGAUCUCUUCGAGCAAAACGGGAUGGAAAGUUCCGGCAAUUGUCAACCGAUUGAUCACGACCUGGUGAAGGCUUUGAACUCUCCUCAGUUGAUGAUCGUGAUCUUCUGCGGGAUCGAAAGCAUCGCCUUAAGCUGUUUCUAUGUAGUAGCCAUGGUUCGAUUAGUUGGAACACUGCGCAUCUCUUCGCAGCAGUACGUACUGCUUCGGAACGACCUAUCCUUGGAUCAGAUAUUGAAACAGCAGGCAGAACAAAUUAAGCUACUUCAAAGGGAAUCCGAGAGACUGGAAAAGCAAGCUGCGGAAAUUGGGGUUUCAGCGGAUGAUUGAAUUCUUCUAAAUCAAUUUAAUUAAUUAAUCAGUGUAUGCAUGCGUACGGAUAUGUUGUUUAGAUAAUUACACACACACAUAUUUAACUUACUCUAUUUACAUAAUGCAUUCUACUAUUUAUUGUUCGAAAACAAAACAACGAUUUCCUCUCCCUCCAGAUACUAAACUGUGUAAAAUGUUAUCCGAGCUCUUCAAACCAAAA